UUUUCACUUCUAUUAGAAUAAUUUGGAAAUAUCAAAUUUUAAUUUUAAAAUAAUAUAUAUUAAUAUUUUUAUUUGCGAAUUGUGUUUUAAUUAAUAAAAAAAAAAAUCUAAAUCAUUCGUGACUCGAAUUCUAGAUACUAAAUUAUACUAAGUUGUCAUAUUUUUAAAAAAUAAUGGUUUCUAAAAAGGAGAUCGAGACCAGGGCGGAAAACGCGAAAGACACCUUUCUGAAAUACGACAUCAAGAUCCAAUUGCUCAUAUCGGCAUUGCUGGGGUUGUUCUCUUCCAUCCUGUUGAGAAUGGCCAAAUCCCUCGUCCUCUUCGGUCUCAUAGUAAUUUGCCUUAUCCUCAUCAACUGCGGUCUGAAGAAGGAAAAAUUGAUGGCUAAAUACCAAAAAAUCAAGGAGGCCGCCCAACGUAACGACGUUACGAAUAGCAUUCUCGACUAUAGCAAGCACGUGAAGAAUUUCUUGGAAGAAAAUAUCGUCGUAACAAUAGGCUUCGUAGUUGGAGUUUUGAUAGGAAUUCAGUUCCUAUGAAAUCUUAUUCUCUUUAAAAAAAUUUCUAAUAAUAAAAAAAAAAUGUAUCUUUAGAGUUUAUUUCAAGCAGUUUUCUUAAAAAAGUAACUUUUGUCAAUAUAAAACGAAAAUAAUAGACAUUUUCCUUUUAUAAACCACAAUAAAAUAUAACUUUUCUAUCUAUUU
Messenger RNA from Gordionus sp. m RMFG-2023, 704 nucleotides. RefSeq lists its product as uncharacterized. Lineage: Eukaryota; Metazoa; Nematomorpha; Gordioida; Chordodea; Parachordodidae. The record is from RefSeq and is a predicted model, not a curated record. Bases 174 to 539 code for a protein of 121 amino acids. The transcript is spliced from 3 exons.